AUGGCGACCAAGAAGCCUAACAUCCUCUACAUUAUGGCCGACCAGAUGGCCGCGCCCUUGUUGUCUCUGCAUGACAAGGACUCGCCCAUCAAGACCCCCAACCUGGACCGUCUGGGCAGCGAGGGUGUGGUCUUCGACUCGGCCUACUGCAACGCCCCACUGUGUGCGCCCUCGCGCUUCGUCAUGGUCAGCGGCCAGCUGCCCUCCAAGAUCGGCGCUUACGACAAUGCGGCAGAUCUGCCCGCCGACACACCGACCUACGCCCACUAUCUCCGCCGCGAGGGCUACCACACGGCUCUAGCCGGCAAGAUGCACUUCUGUGGGCCCGACCAGCUACACGGCUAUGAGCAGCGUUUGACCAGCGACAUCUACCCCGGCGACUACGGCUGGUCGGUCAACUGGGAUGAGCCGGCUGACAUUCCGACCCGCCAGGAAAUCCGCCUCGACUACUACCACAACAUGUCUUCUGUCCUGGAAGCCGGUCCCGUGGUGCGCACCAACCAGCUUGACUUUGACGAGGAGGUCAUCUACAAGUCCACGCAGUACUUGUACGACCACGUGCGUCACCGCACCGAACAGCCCUUCUGCUUGACCGUCUCCAUGACGCACCCGCACGACCCCUACGCCAUGACCAAGGAAUUCUGGGAUCUGUACGAGGAUGUCGACAUCCCGUUGCCCACGAACGGGGCCAUCCCGCACGACCAGCAGGAUGCGCACUCGCAGCGUGUGCUGAAGUGCAUUGAUCUGUUCGGCAAGGAGAUUUCUGAUGAGCGCAUCCGCGCCGCCCGUCGCGCCUACUAUGCCGCGUGCACUUAUGUCGAUACCAACAUCGGCAAGCUGCUCAAGGUGCUGAAGGAUACCGGUCUGGACGAGGAUACGAUUAUCGUCUUCACGGGUGACCACGGUGACAUGCUCGGCGAGCGCGGUCUGUGGUACAAGAUGACCUGGUUCGAGAAUUCGGCUCGCGUGCCGAUGGUCUUCCACGCUCCCAAGAGGUUUGCGGCGAAGCGGGUGUCCGAGAACGUCUCGACGAUGGAUCUGCUGCCCACGUUCGCCGGUCUGGUUGGGGCGCCUAUUGUGCCGGGGCUCCCGCUCGAUGGUGUCUCCCUGGUGCCCUACUUGACCGGCGAGGAUGGUCCUCGCACCGACACCGUGUACGGCGAGUACAUGGGCGAGGGUACCCAGGCUCCCUUGGUCAUGAUCCGCCGCGGCCGCUGGAAGUUCAUCUAUUCGACCAUCGACCCGCCGAUGCUCUAUGAUCUGGUUAAUGACCCAGAGGAGAAGACCAACCUGGUCGCGGGCCUGCCCAUCCCCGCGACGCCCAAGGCCGCCCCCGUCAAGUUCGCCAACCCUCUGUCCGUGCCGGCCAGCUUGCCCACUCCCAUCGACACCCCGCGUGUCUCGCCCAUCCCGCAGCGUGCCAUCGACGCCUCGGCCCAGUACCCGUUCCCCUCGCCCACCCCGCCGCGAUCCCCCAGCCCCGCCACGUUCCACGCGCUGCCUAACACCACCGACCCUGCCGAGUUGCUGGCCUACUUUGUCGAGGAGACCCACAAACGUUGGGACCUCGAAGCGAUCCGGCAGGACGUGCUGCGGUCGCAGCGCCGCCGGCGCCUGGUGUACUCGGCCCUGAUCCAGGGCACCCCCGCGCUGUGGGACUACGAGCCGCGCGUUGACCCCAGCACCCAGUACGUGCGCAACCGGGGCAAAGGCGUGCUCGACGACGUCGAGAUGAUCUCGCGCUGGCCGCGCGUGUUGCAACAGGCUGCCACUGCGAACGGCAUCUCCCCUUGA
Molecule: messenger RNA, 1794 nt
Organism: Penicillium canariense
Lineage: Eukaryota; Fungi; Ascomycota; Eurotiomycetes; Eurotiales; Aspergillaceae
Product: putative choline sulfatase
Exons: 2
Coding region: 1-1794 (597 amino acids)
Molecular function (GO): sulfuric ester hydrolase activity
Source: RefSeq, a predicted model, not a curated record